Polyodon spathula (Mississippi paddlefish) is the source of this 4173-nucleotide messenger RNA. RefSeq names its product homer protein homolog 2-like. Gene Ontology annotation, cellular component: plasma membrane; cytoplasm; dendrite. Lineage: Eukaryota; Metazoa; Chordata; Actinopteri; Acipenseriformes; Polyodontidae. Gene Ontology annotation, biological process: regulation of store-operated calcium entry; G protein-coupled glutamate receptor signaling pathway. Gene Ontology annotation, molecular function: G protein-coupled glutamate receptor binding. The record is from RefSeq and is a predicted model, not a curated record. The transcript is spliced from 9 exons. The coding region runs from base 467 to 1531 and encodes 354 amino acids.
GCAGUUUAGAGCUUCACUGGUAAUAUAAGCACAUCAAGGAACGAUGCUAACUAAGGAGAGAGAAAUAAAACAAACUACAUUACAAGCUUGCACGUUUCUAGCAACGCUCCAAAAACAUUUCUUCACUUUUUCGUCAUCUUCAUAAAACAUAUUGCGAAAUGGCUUGGGAAAGCACGUCUGUGGAGAGAAGCGGGGAGGCUUGAUAAAGGGGGAAAUUAAGCUUCUCGGUGCCUGUGUGAGAGCCGAGUGAGUCAGACUCUCAUAUUUCAGCCGUAGCGAUAGUAUUGCUGGCUAGGCUACUUGAAGCUGGGGCCUGAUAUGGACAAAAAUAAGAGCUAAUUAUACCAAAAGGGAGAAUAUUGCAUGUUAAGUUUACCAAUUGCUUUAGCUCUGCCUAAAGAGGACAAGGAAAGUUCGUUUCUGGGAUAAAAUUGGAAGCUGGAGGUUUGUCCAAAAAGUCCGGGAAAUGGGGGAGCAGCCCAUCUUCACCACCAGAGCCCAUGUCUUCCAGAUUGACCCCUCCACCAAGAAGAACUGGGUUCCUGCUAGCAAGCAGGCCGUCACGGUGUCAUACUUCUAUGACAGCACGCGGAACAGCUAUCGGAUUAUCAGUGUCGAUGGCUCCAAGGUCAUCAUUAACAGCACAAUCACCCCCAACAUGACCUUCACAAAGACUUCCCAGAAGUUUGGCCAAUGGGCGGACAGCAGAGCGAAUACCGUCUUCGGCCUGGGCUUUUCAUCUGAGCAGCAGCUGGCAAAGUUUGCGGAAAAAUUCCAGGAAGUUAAAGAAGCGGCGAAACUAGCAAGAGACAAAUCUCAAGAGAAAACAGAGGCCUCCAGCAAUCAUUCCCAGGAAUCUGGGCAUGAGACUCCAACCUCCACACAGCCAUCCAGUAUUAAUGGCACCGAUGACGAGAAGGCUUGUCAUGCUGGCCCUGUAGAGGCACACCUGAAGAGCGAGAAUGACAGGUUGAAGUCUGCUGUGGCACAGGGCACGACCAACGCUAAGAAAUGGGAGACAGAACUUCAGACCCUGAGGGACAGCAAUGCUCGCCUAAUCGACUCCCUGGAGGAGUCUGCAACUAAUGUAGAACAGUGGAAAAAACAAGUAGCAGCAUGUAAAGAAGAGAGCGAUCAUCUCAGGAUAAAGAUUGCAGAGCUAGAAGCACAGUGCGAAGAAGCAGACCUCCAGAAAGAGAACAAUGCAAAACUGAGCCUGAGAGUGGAAGAGCUGAAGGCUGAUAUUCAAGAGAAAGACCUGGAGCUGGAAAACCUGAGAAAGCAAGCAGAAAUCAUCCCCCAGCUCAUGGAGGAAUGUGAGUCGAUGACUCAGAAACUACAGACGGCUGAAUUGAAAAAUGAAGAGAUGGGAAAGAGAAUGGAAACGCUGCAAGCGGACAUUGGCGAGAGCGAGCUCAAACAGAGCAUGCUGAAGUCAGAGCUCAAGCGGUUCAUGGAUGUUCUAGACGGAAAGAUUGAUGAACUGCACGAGUUCAGACAAGGGCUGUCCAAACUGGGAGUAGAUAACUGACAAGCCACGAGCCAAUCAGGAUUUCGGAAGCAAAACAAACCAUUCAGGGCCUGCAGUUUUUGGUGACACUGCUUCCCACCUGUGUUUCACAAGACAAAACAAAACGUAGGACUAGAAUGUUUCACUUGUGUGCAUCUUCUUGUGUAGAAGUUCUGAGUUCAUUGUGUUUGAAACUAACGUGCUGCUUGCUGAAGUCUUUGGGGUGCGACGAACUGGUGGUGGCAGAUUAUGUCUGAUGAAUCUGGGAUGCUUCAAGGUAUAUGCAGUUAAGUUGCAAGGGGGGGGAGAAAAAUUAGAUAUUUUUUUCUUUGUAAGGGCUGGAGCAACAAUGAGAACCAAGAUUAUAACCGGCCCCCACAGGAACCUCUUUCUGGUGGACUGCUCUGAGUGAAUAUCACGGUGUUGGAUAUUGUUAGGAGAAAACGAGGUCAAUUCUAAGUCAUUGGCAGCAGUUUAUAUGUUUAUGAUCUCAGGUGAGCUCUAAGACAGUUUCUACUAUGAUAUGCACAUACAUUAACUGCACAGUGUUGCAAAGUGCCUCAGUACUGGAAAAAUACCCUCUCUUCCAGGAGAACGACAGCGUUUUCUAAUACUAAGCAAAGAGAUCUUUUGAUAUUUUUCUCGUUGCCUGUUAGAUGCAGAAUAUUUUUUAUUUUGUUUGAAGGCAGCACACAUUUUAUGCCUAAAGCUCCCAAAUGCUUAACGGAUUAUGAUGGGUCAGAGGAAAUAUAUGUAUGUACAGAGUUGAGAUACUAUAUUAUAUAGCGACAAUUUUAUAUUCUGGUUCCUUAGUUUUUUUAAUAGAAGGUCAUUAGCAAUUUUGAGCUAUAUAUUAGGAAAAUAUAAGGAUAAAUAGACUCAAUACCAUGCCUGAAGGUUUAAAUAGAAAAUAAAAGUACAUCAUUAACUAUGUAGUAAAUGACAUCACAAGCACAUUCAUAGAUUUAGAUAGACUGUAGAUUGUAGUUACCAUGGCAUCCGAAGCAUAUCUCCAGUGUUUUUUUUUUUUUUUUUCAAAUACACUUUUCCUUGACAAAGGUAUGUUAAACAUUGGGAAGUUGGCUCUUUCAUGCAAUAGUAGGUUAGGCUGAAUAACCCCUUACAAUAGAGAAGCCAUUGAUAAAUAAAAACAAUAGGUACAGGGACAUACACAUUUGAAUACUGAUGCCUUCAUGAACUCUCUGGAAGCUAUUAUUAUGCCUACUGUUUUAGAUCAGAGACUUAGAACGAGUUUCACAGACAUGCGUAGUGGCAGUUUCUUUGAAAUGAAAGGGGGUGGAAGUUGUCAGGAUGCCGUGGUUAAUGAUCACAGGUGCUUUGAAAGCACAUUUUGCAGGAUUGUAUGUGCAUAAGACAGGAAUGGCUGGGCCUGUUUUAAUUAACAUGGGGGUCUGUGUUAAAAGCAAAGCGACCCAAUAAGAGGUCCCGGGACUGGAUGAAGGUGUGCGCGCAAUGCACCGGAAGGGCUUUGCAUUCACUGAUGAUGAAGAAUUUUACUGCAAUUAUUUAUUUUAAUGAGUAGUUUUAACCUGUAAAGAAUGUGCUUCUUUCCUCUUUUUUUUUUUUUUUUUGUCUUAAUGCUGGACUUUAGAGUUUCAAACUUUAUCAAUGGAAAAACAGAAGCCAGGGACCUUGAUCAGUCCUGCUAAUGAAGGUUGGUUGUUAACUGAAACCACUUUUGAUGCCGGUGCCUGCAGUUGAAUAGAGCUGGUUAAAACUGACCUAAGAACAAAUGCAUAGCCUUAUCAUUGAGGACCAUUCUUUAAAUAUCAAACAUGGUUGGCCCUGGGUAGCUGGGUUGCUUACUGUUAACUAUUGCUUAGUUUGCAACUAUAACAUGUUUUGAAGGAUUUAUCUUUGUUCAGUUCACAGCGAAAGGCAGCACAGAAUGUUUUCUCCCACAUGUAAAAUCCUACUGCUCCCUGAAAAUGAUGAACAUUAAAACUAUCUACUAUAUCUACAGUGGGAUAGUAUAUCCUACAUGAUUAGCCUGUGUCUUAGUAAUGAUGAGAAUAAUACAGUUGGGUAAACUGGAAAGAAUACUCAUUGUAGGUGUUACAUUUGUGGGAAACACUACUUUGCUUGUAAAUGUACAUUUUGUAUCCCGUUUCAAAUCUAUUUCUGACACGAUGAAGCUAGUGUUUACUACAGAUGGACCACUUUAUCAUCCUGCUGUCCCAAAUAUGAAUAUAUCCGCAUCUCCUCCAAGCGCUGAAAUCAGUUUAAGUGUUGACUGUUUAUCUGGGUCUUCUCUCACACUACAACUUGAGUACACUGAAAACCUUUUCCUUCCUCCCUUAUGAAAAGGAACCCUUAUGUAACUUUGUGAUUUAUAUCUGAUUUUACUGUAUCAUAUAGACUUAGUUAUUGUUAAAAUAUAGUUUCAUUAAAAGUUGGCGUCUUGUUUCUUUUUCUUUUCUACGUGAGAAGUUUCACCACUGCGGACCUGUUCUUUUAAUUAGUGAAAUUCUCUCUGAACAGCGAGGAUUAAAAUUAUUGAAUUCAAAUGUGCAGCAUCAAUCCAACAGUAUGCUCUGAAAACAGCUGUCAUGAACCUUGCCAGCUUGCAACUGAGCCUUGACAGUAAUAGAACCUCGUUCACCAGCUAGAUCUAAUGAUCCCAGAAUGAUUUUAUAUCAUGA